Messenger RNA from Sipha flava (yellow sugarcane aphid), 1484 nucleotides. RefSeq lists its product as uncharacterized. Bases 64 to 465 code for a protein of 133 amino acids. The transcript has 3 exons. The record is from RefSeq and is a predicted model, not a curated record. NCBI's taxonomy places the organism in Eukaryota, Metazoa, Arthropoda, Insecta, Hemiptera, Aphididae.
CUAGUUUCGCCGUUCCUUUCACUUUUAAUUGAGUGUUUGAGUCGCAGUCGUCGUGCAGAAGUUAUGAAUGAGUGUUUGACCAGCGCUUUGCAAGAAUAUCAUUGCCGUCGGUUUUCCGCAGGUGUUCCGAUUCGUUUUUUCUCGCCGUCCUUUCGUCCGCUGAGCACAACAAUGAAAACCGCAAUAACGUUAUUGUCUUUCUUCUUCUUCUUGGCCAUGGUGCUCGGGUCGACCGAAUCCUCGAUGUACAUGAAACACGGCCAACACCUGGAACCCGUUUUAGAACCGGUAUCGUCCACGGUCGAAUCCAUCCCUAUAUACAAGCUGUCACGUGGUUUCGAAAUUGGUUCGGUCAAGGAACGCGUCGACAAGAGCACAUUGCUGACCGCGAAAAACAUCAACAAGCUAAAAGAAGACGAAGCACAUAAAGAAGAAAACGCUAAAGUAAAAUCGUUAAUCAGUUAGUUCUAACUUCACUCUACGAUGAAGAUUAUCUAUUGUUAUGAUUUUUGUUAAUUUUCUUUUUUUUUAAGUUGAACAUAUUUUUUAUGCUCGGUUUUACGAAUGUUAUUGAUAUGAUAACAACAAUUAUUUUAAAUAAUACUACAUGUAAUAUUACAAAAGCCAAAUACUAAUUUAAGAUUUUAACUCACUAUCGGAAACAGAAAAUUAUUUCCGACGACUUAAAAUAAAUCUCUAAUUUAUGCAUCGUUCCCUAAUAUGAUUGUCUAAAACCGUUAAUUUUAUGUAAAUAUAAUUAAGUAGUGUUAUACUGUUGAACAAUUAUCACAAUUAUCUCAUUUUUGAUUUUGUAAAUUAGUUCAAUCGUCAUAAUAUAUUAACUAUACGUUAAAUCGAUUUUUAAUAUUCAAAUUGAUUCAUUCUACUCGACUUGAGUCCUGAAAUCAAAUAUACAUUUAUAUUUCCGCAUGUACACGUAUAUUUUUAAAAGUUUACUAUUUACACGAGAUGGCUAUUUAAAAUAGUAUUUUUAGCACUGUUUUUUUUUUUUUGCAAAUUAUAAUUGUAUGUGAAAUAUGUUAUGAGCAAUAAACUACGGGUGUUAAUUAUUUAAUUUGUAACAACAACCCGUGAUUUAUUUUAAAAAACAAUAAUUUAUGCAUUCGAAUGCACUAUGCAAUAACAAAUUUUAUGAACGCAUAAUUUAAUGAAAUACAUUUCAAAACUAUAUUGUUAUUCGUAUACUUAAAAAGGUUUUGUUUAUUUAAUAAUUUGUUAUAAACAUAUAUGCUAAAGUUCAAUGUCUUAAAUCCUUUGUUGAACAAUAUUGAUUAUAUUACUUAUUCUGCAGAUCACAAUAAACACCAUUUACCUAAGCAAUUGAUAUACGAGUUGUAGAUUUGUUGAUAUUUUAGUAGCCACCUUUGUAUUAUUUGAUUUCAUAAAAAAAUAAAUGUAUUGAUUUGCGAGAGAUUUUGAAUAGUUUUGCUAUUUCGAUAUUAGAUACACUUAACAAGUUAAAA